AAGUUACUAGAACUCCAAGUCCAGAAAAUCGUACAAGGUCGAUUACUGAUUCUGGUACAACUUCUGUCUCCCGCACUCCAUUAACUACUCUUCAACAACCAAAUGCCAAUGAAGUUCAAGACAUCAUCAGUUUGGAUUCUACCAAUGAAGCAUUAGAGACACCAAGUAAAAAGCUUCAAAAUUCUGGUCGCAGUCGCAUUAAUGAUCUUGUUAACAAAACUACGGAAGCUGCAAACAUUAAAAAUAAUGCUAAAAAGCGACCUUCAAAAGUAUCUAACAAUGCCAAGACCAAAG
Messenger RNA from Racocetra fulgida, 294 nucleotides. NCBI's taxonomy places the organism in Eukaryota, Fungi, Glomeromycota, Glomeromycetes, Diversisporales, Gigasporaceae. The record is from the annotation of a GenBank genome assembly.